Messenger RNA from Encephalitozoon cuniculi GB-M1, 468 nucleotides. RefSeq lists its product as uncharacterized. The record is from RefSeq and is marked provisional. Gene Ontology annotation, molecular function: catalytic activity. The coding region runs from base 1 to 468 and encodes 155 amino acids. NCBI's taxonomy places the organism in Eukaryota, Fungi, Microsporidia, Unikaryonidae. The transcript has a single exon.
AUGGAGUUUGGAGAUCAUGUGAUUCCCUUUGACCAUGUGAUAGUGAAGACAAGACACUCCUUCAUCUUUACGAACAUCAGGCCGUUUCUUCCCUUGCACAUUCUGGCCUCUCCCAUAUCUAGGAAGCAAAGGCUGUAUGAGCUAACGGCUGAGGAGACGUCUGAUCUAUUCAAUAGCGUAAGGGUUGCAAUGAAGGGCCUCAGGGAGCUUUGCGACGGAUUUACAAUAAACAUCCAGGAUGGGGAGUGUGCUGGCCAGACGGUAUUUCAUGCCCAUGUCCAUAUAGUUCCAAGAGUGGCUCAGGAUCUUAAGGACAACAAUGACAUAUAUAAGGAAGGAGCCUUGGAUUCGGCGGAUAGGCCUGCAAGGGAGUACAACGAGAUGAAGGAAGAGGCAAUGAGGCUUAGAGAGGUGAUUGGAAAGGCCUUUGAUGCCGAGGGCAUAUACCAUCAAAAGAGCCUCCAAUGA